ACAUUUUCAGCUGCGCUACACUUUUGACAUCUUAUCAGCAGCAACGCUAUCAGCGCGGAGACAGCGACUAGUUCCUCAUCACAUUUUUAACCCGGUCUACAGCAYUUUAAUCCGUCUAUCACAAUGAUACACAUCAAAUGUAAAGACACCAAUCUAGAUCCGAUUCCAGUCAAGAUUGGCAUCAUUGGUGGCUCUGGUCUGGAUGAUCCAGACAUUUUGGAGCAGCGUAAAGAAAGGGUAGUGGAAACACCAUAUGGUGCUCCAUCUGAUGCUCUGAUCGAAGGYGAAAUUGGAGGGGUACAGUGCGUCCUUCUGGCUCGCCAUGGUCGCAAGCAUGAUAUUAUGCCAUCCAAUGUUAACUAUCGUGCCAACAUAUGGGCCUUACGUCAGGUGGGCUGCACACAUCUGAUUGUGUCGACGGCUUGUGGCUCSCUCAGAGAGUCCAUUCAGCCGGGCAAUUUGGUGGUGCCACAUGACUUCAUUGAUCGCACCACCAAGCGCAUGCAGACUUUUUAUGAUGGCCAGCAUGAAGGCAUGACUGGCGUCUGUCAUUUGCCCAUGUAUCCAGCCUUCUGUGAGCGCACGCGCAAGGUUCUACUAGAUGCGGCCAAAGAACUGGAUUAUGCUGCACACGAUAAGGCUACUAUUGUUACAAUUGCCAAGGAAGACUGGUCCGAGGACAUUUUAAAUGCCAAGCAAUGCGUCUGCAACAACACUAUGUCUGGCGCCAUGUGACGCUUUUUAUUGCUAUGCACCCAAAUAACCAAAGAUACCAUUCGGCGCCGAAAGCCACUUGUCCAGCCCAUUUUCUCAAAGUAUUCAAAGAAACACGAGCCAAGAGUUCACUCAAUAUCCAUUGCUUAUGAAUUGGAGCCUGGUAAGCGACGAAGAGAAUUCACCAUAAAACCAGAGAAUCAUAACAAUACUCCGUCACCGAACGCUCAAUCCUAAACUUGCAACAUUUCCGCACAACGAAUAUAUUUAGUGACUAAUAUUAAUCUUUAACAAGCGAUGUUUUUUAGUAUAUCUUGAAGGAGUUGUCUGAACACUAAUAAACGAACGGUAUCUUAUCGAA
Drosophila arizonae is the source of this 1075-nucleotide messenger RNA. It is a transcript of the gene Mtap, whose product is annotated as Methylthioadenosine phosphorylase. Gene Ontology annotation, biological process: nucleoside metabolic process. The record is from RefSeq and is a predicted model, not a curated record. Gene Ontology annotation, molecular function: S-methyl-5-thioadenosine phosphorylase activity. Gene Ontology annotation, cellular component: cytosol. NCBI's taxonomy places the organism in Eukaryota, Metazoa, Arthropoda, Insecta, Diptera, Drosophilidae.